UUCUGGAUAUAGACUUAGGAGAAAACAAAGAUCAUGAAACUGGGAAUGACGUUGAAGAAAUGUUUGAUACACUUAUCUCCCUUGUUCAAGAGAACAACGAGACGUUAGAGUGGGUAUCACAUAACAUGGUAUAUUCCGAACCUGGAGAAGUGACGGACUUGAUUGAAGAGUUGAAUGACCUUAUAAAUGAGCAACGAGAUUCAAUCAAAGUAUUUCUAUUACGCCAAAAAUACAGAAAAAACAAUGAUUUGACUGAAGAUUUUAUGACAAUGGACGGAAAACUCCCAACGAGAUUAUAUGAAGAAGAUUUGGCAGCGUUAAAAGAAAAGGAAGAAAACCUAGAUGAUGAUAGAGAAUUAAAGACCACUAUUAUUGAUAACAAUAUAGUGCGAGCCUCAGAAUUGUAUCCCGAGAGCACGUGA
Messenger RNA from Dentiscutata erythropus, 422 nucleotides. The record is from the annotation of a GenBank genome assembly. NCBI's taxonomy places the organism in Eukaryota, Fungi, Glomeromycota, Glomeromycetes, Diversisporales, Gigasporaceae.